AUGACAGCAGCGGAUGAGGCGGAAGAGCUGGCAUUGCGCUGCUGCGUGUGUGGCACAUCAGCCGAAGAUGACAGCAAUUACCUCAACACGAAGAUGAAGAUGCUCAUCUCGAAAUGUGGCCAUCGUUUCUGUGACCACUGCAUUAAGCGUGAGUUUCAACACCAGCGCGAGAUCGCGUGUCCUGCCUGCCAGAAGGCAGUAAAGAAGUCUCAAUUGCAAGACAAGACCAUUGAGGAGCUCAAUUUUGCCAAAGAGACGUCGAUACGGAAGAAAGUGACCAAAGACUAUAAUAAAACAGAGGACGACUUUGACACGCUGGACGAGUAUAAUGACUAUCUAGAGACACUGGAGAACCUCAUUUUUGAUCUAGUGUAUGGUAAUGAAGGUGAAAAGACUGCAGCACAAAAACAGUGGAAGCAAUAUCGGCAAGAAAAUGCCAUUUCUAUAGCUACAAAUGAUGCCAAGAAAGCAGACGAGGAACGACGAAUGGCGCAAUUGAUUGCAGAACAACAGAGAUUGGCUGAGGAACGUCGUCAGCUUCAACAGCGUGAGGAUUCGCAGUUUGAAGCGGAUCUAGAGCGUCAAAAGGCGCAGUUGAUGGAGGUGGCAUUAGGAGAACGGGACGAAAGUGACGUGUCAAAGUUGCGUGCGACGACAACUGCGAUUCCGAUCGAUCAGGCUGUUACAGCAGAGAUGGAAGCUGCUAUGAUGGGGUUCCAGCCUGGAGUAAUUGGCGGGCCUCAGCCAGUUCCAGUUCCCGGAGGCAAACGUGGACCAAACUUUGCUGUCAACGAGUCAAAGAAGCUGCGACGUCAGCAGCAACUUGCAGGUGGCUACGACCCAGAUAUGCACUUUAAGCGCAAUCGAAGCGAAGCCUGGGGUGGCAUCUACUUUUGCCCCAUCGACAGAAAGAACGAGAGCAACGGCCCAAUUCCAAUGGAGAUCUGUUAG
Molecule: messenger RNA, 951 nt
Organism: Peronospora farinosa
Lineage: Eukaryota; Oomycota; Peronosporomycetes; Peronosporales; Peronosporaceae
Source: the annotation of a GenBank genome assembly